This is a messenger RNA of Ipomoea nil (Japanese morning glory), 3657 nucleotides long. Its product is annotated as probable disease resistance RPP8-like protein 2. NCBI's taxonomy places the organism in Eukaryota, Viridiplantae, Streptophyta, Magnoliopsida, Solanales, Convolvulaceae. The transcript has 6 exons. The record is from RefSeq and is a predicted model, not a curated record. The coding region runs from base 16 to 3657 and encodes 1213 amino acids. Gene Ontology annotation, biological process: defense response to other organism. Gene Ontology annotation, molecular function: ADP binding.
GAGAGUGAGAUCGAGAUGGCUUAUGUUGCUUUGACUUCUCUAAAGACAACAAUUGAGCUUCACUUUCUGCAACCCAUCCCAAGAGUUUCUUUUCGUGAUGAUCAAACACCACCCAUCAUCAAAUCUUUGUAUGAAAACCUUUCUUCUUUGCAGCCCUUUCUGGAAAAGAAAUCCAGAGCCGGUGGUGCUGCAAUCAAAUAUUUUGGAAUCCUAAUAAGAGACUUUGCACUCAAAGUUGAAGAUGACAUCGAAAUACAGCUAAGCACCUUUGUUGUGGCCAAAGCCAAAGACGACGCAGUGCAUGAAGAAGCAGCUUCCCAGCAACUGUGUCAAAUCUUGCAACAAGCACAAGAAAAGACUGCAGAUGUGGUGGAGAUUAUCAACUGCGGAAAAGAGUAUAAGAGACUGAAUGAUGAUUUAACUUAUCUCAAGAGAAUAGUAGAUCAUCAUAUGAAGUCUAUACAAUCCAAAGCGACAAGGGUGGUUUAUGAUCAAAUUCAAACCCAAUUCAAAUCUCUCAUUCAUAUUCGUGCUCCUGCUGCAAUCAAAGAUUUGGAAACACAAAUAGGAGAUUUAGUUGAAGAUGAGAUGAAGAUACACUUGAGCAAUUUUGUUCUGGCCAAAGACACAGUGGGUGAAGAAGAAGUAUCCCCGGAACUGUGUCAAACCUUGAAACAAGCAGAAGAAAAGAGAGUAGAGCUGGAGGAAAGACUGAAGACUUAUGAAUGUUGUGAUGAUUUAACUAAUCUCAUGACAAGAAUAAAUCAUUAUCAUUUUCCUUUGCAACUGAGAAGGGUGUUUUUCGACGUAAAUACAACACUAAGAUCUCUCAAAAAAACACUCUUUGAUUUGCAGAAGUUUCUGCAGAAAUCCAAUUUUGGUGCAGCUGAAAUCACAGACUUUGUACUCAAAGCUAAAGAAGACCUCGAAAGACAAUUUACAAACUUUUGUGUGGCCAACAAAGAGCACCCAGACGAUGAAAAAGAAGCUUCAGAAGCACUCUUUCAAACCUCGCAUCAAGCUACAGAAAACGCAGCACAGCUGUUGAGCACUAUCCACAACACAACAAGGAACGAAGCCAAUCAUGCUCAGUCUGAAUUUGAAUUCUCUCGGUGCUAUCCAAAACUUGAGGAGGGCAGAAUGACCGGUCAUCAAAAUGAAGUUAGUAUGAUCAAGAACAAACUCUUUAGUCACUUUCAGGGUGUCAAAGUAAUCCCAAUUGUUGGGAUGCUAGGCAUAGGAAAGACUACUUUAGCAAGAGAAAUCUUGAAAGAUCAAUCGGUUGCAUUGCAUUUCCAGGUACGAGGAUGGGUUACAGUGACUCAAAAUUACGAUGAGAUCAAUGUGGUACGCGACCUUCUCCAGUCAAUUUCACCAAAUCAUGAAAUUGAAACGGAAGUCUAUCUUUGGCGUGAGGUUUGUGAAUGCUUGAAGGAAAAGCGGUAUCUAAUAGUUUUGGAUGACAUAUGGAGCACUCAGCAUUGGGAUCGAUUACAACACUUAUUUUGCAAUUCUGCAGUGAAUGGAUGUUGCAUAUUGCUGACCACUAGAUUCUAUCCGGUGGCUGAUUAUGCUUGCACAAUCAAAGGUACACAUCAUGCUAUGAGUUUACUAAAUCCAAAUGAAAGUUGGGAUCUAUUUUGUACUAUCUUUCCUCUAGAGAAGUAUAGGGCACCGGGAUUUGGAAAAUUUAGGAGUCACUUGUCCCAUGUUGUGGGGAUAUGUGAAGGAUUGCCACUGGCAAUUGUUGUAGUUGCGGAGCGCUUAUCCAAAUGCAACAACAACAUACAACAUGAAUUGAAAAGGAUUGAGAAGGAAAUAGAAUUGUUGGGAAUUCUAGAUUACAAUACACUCAUUCUCAUGUAUAAUCAUUUGACCGAAAAUUUGAAACUUUGUUUUUUAUAUCUUGGAGUCUUUCCAAAGCGCAGUGAAAUUCAAGUUAAAACACUUCUUAGGUUAUGGAUUGCUGAAGGAUUUGUGAAGCCAUCGAUGAGUAAUAUGGAGUUAGAAAGCAUUGCUUAUUGUUACUUACAGGUCCUCAUUCGUAGAAGCCUUGUGUUAACAAGCAAUCGGACUUUUGAUGGCAAAAUUAAGACUUGUAGGGUGCAUAGUGUCAUGCAUAACAUCUGUUUCAGAGAGGCUCAGAAAGAGGGAAUUUUAUGUGCAGUAAAUACUCAGCGACUCCCAAGGUGGUCAUUAAAUGCAUUUGCAAAUUCGUGUCGCUGGUUUAGUUUAUGCAAACAUAGUUUUGACUAUUAUGUGUUGUUUAGUUUAAACAACCCUCGCUCCAUUUUCUUCUUUCAAGGGAAUCCUGAAAUUUAUGUACCCCUCAAGCUAUUAAGAGUUUUGGCAUUCGUUCCACCUCCAUUCCUCCAAAAACUGCCAAUGCAAUUAGGGGAUUUGAUAUUUUUAAGAUAUUUAUCUGUAACACAAUGGUUUGAGGGUUUGAGUGAUGUUGUGUCAAGUAAUGCGAAUUUGCAGACACUUAUUGUUUCCUGUAGUAACAGACAUGGAUCACCUAUUCUCCAUUUGCCAUCAUCAAUUUGGGAGCCACCACAGUUAAGGCAUCUUGAACUUGGCACUUGCUAUGUUGUCGAUCCUCCCGUCGUGGUAAAAGAGAAUUUGCGAACAUUAUCUUGGGUGACUCCAACUCAUUGCAGAAAUAAAGUGUAUUUCAAUUUCCCAAACAUAAAAAUACUGAAAAUUCUGUAUAGAGUAGACUUAGAGGCCAGCCAGAUUAGUGGAUCUUCCAGCAAUCGCUUCAUUUUGGAUAACUUGGCCUUGGAGUAUUUAAAACGGCUUGAGAGUCUAACAAUUACAGUUCCAGUUGGGUGCAUUGUGACAUUUCCUAAGAGGUGUAUUUUUCCUUUACAACUGAAGAAGUUGAAGUUGAGUGGUACUAAUCUUUCUUGGUGGGAUUUAAGAGUAAUUGGGACAUUGAAAUGGCUUGAGGUACUAAAGCUGGAAAAUGUGUUCAAUGGAAAAGUAUGGGAAGUAGUUGAAGGAGGGUUCUAUGGAUUAAGAUUCUUGCUUGUUAAAGAUGAAAAGCUCGAAAGGUUGGAGGCUUACACAGAUUCUUUUCCAUGUCUUGAGCACCUAGUCCUAAGAUGUUGUGAGUGUUUGGAAGAGAUCCCUAGCAGUUUUGGAGAAAUAUUCUGCUUCAAGUCAAUUGAAAUGGAUAGGUUUAGCCACCGCCCUUCCAUUGUUGCUUCUGCUAGGAUUAUUCAAGAGAAGCUAAAGAAGAAUUUUGGAAAAGAAAAUUUUGAGAUCAAAAUCCAAGGGCAGGGGCCUGAAUAUAUAGAAGAUGUUGAAAAGGCAAAUUCUAAGAUAAAAAUGGAGGAGGGUGAAUCAUCAGCAGGGGGAGGGGGGAAGAUGGUAGAGGAAGAAAUUGGAGUUGGGAAAUUGAAGUCUUACAUCCACAAAUUUAAAAAAAGGAGAUUGAGAAAUCUGUUAAAGAUGCGCAAGCCCCUAAAGUGGCUCGCCUCGCCUCUGCGGGCCAAUCAAGGAAAUGAGUCAAAUGUGGAAAUGGGCAGAACCUUUGGGAUGAGGUUUGGAGGAUUGCUUAAGAUUGAGCAAGGAGAAUUGCUUUUGCUUAAGAAUGAGCAAGGGGAAAUGCUUAAGCUUGAGCAGGAGCAAAUACUUGGGCUAAGAACUUAG